GCAAAUUCAUUUGGUAGCCAUCCUUCAGACAACGCGUGUUGGAGAGCAGUGUUGUCAUCAUAGUCAUUUUUUACCCUGUCCUAAUUUCUCUUCUUCAUCCAUUGCCCAUCUGAAGCUCCCAAUUUUCAAUUUUUUUUCAUUAAAUUUUACAAGAUUGUGUUUUCUAUUUUGAUGACUUAAGUUGGUAGUGCAUUGCGCUGCAAUGAACUUGUUCAUGCAUUUAUGAUGCAUUAUCUGAAUAUCAAGAACUGUGUUGUGGUGAUUGAAGUUACGAGUUGUUUGGUUAGAAGGAAAUGGAAAGGAAGGAAUGUAGCAGGUGACAAAGAUAGUACAGGUAAUGGCAGUUGAGGAAGAUAUUGAUCUUUCAGAUUUGAAGUACCAACUGAGCCAAACACAUGUUAGUUGGAAGCAAGAGAUGGAGGAAAGCCAGUCCCAAGUUGAUGCCUUGCAAGCAAAACUAUUAGACGUAAAAACUUGUAUUCAGGGGUCAGAAGAAGAUACAAAGAAAGAGUUAAAUGUUCUUUGGAGCAGAGUCAGAACUGCUGCAACAUUAAUGAUGUAUUUGAAAACUAAAGCCAGAGUCAUGUCUGUUCCUGAUUUGGCCUCUACGUCAUGCGGUAUAAAAGAACUAUAUGGAGUAGGGCUUAUAGAUAAAAAUGGUGUACCAUUGUCCAGUUGGUCAAGGGACAUAGAUCUCUCGUCUUUUGAUGAUGCUGAUGAUGCAGCAUUGAUUAGACUUACAAGUACACAAGAUUCUUUUGAUGAACAAGAUGGAUCUUAUAGGAGCGAAUUACUCAGAAGUGCACAAUUGGUUACAUAUGUUAUGGAAAAUCUUGUCAAGAGGGUUAUAAUGGCUGAAUCUGAAACUGCUUUAGAAAAGGAGAAGGUAACAAUAGGUCAGGAAGAGAUUCAAAGAAGAGCACUUCAGAUUGAAAACAUGUCUACUAAGUUAGAAGAGAUGGAAAGGUUUGCUUUUGGUACAAAUUGUAUCUUGAAUGAGAUGCGCCAGAGAGUUGAAGAUUUGGUCGAAGAAACUUCUAGACAGAGACAGCGAGCUGCAGAAAAUGAGCAGGAGCUUUGUUGUGUUAAGAGAGACUUCGAAUCUCUGAAAUCCUAUGUCAGUGGUCUCAUUAGUGUCAGAGAAACUCUUCUGUCAUCAGAAAAACAAUUCCAGACAAUUGAAAAGCUUUUUGAACGGUUAGCUGCAAAGACAACUCAAUUGGAGAGUGAGAAAAUGCAGAAAGAAGUUCAAGUCCAAAAGCUUAUAGAAGAAAAUGUGAAGUUGACAACUCUUCUUGACAAGAAAGAAGCACAACUCUUAGCCAUGAAUGAACAAUGCAAGGUUAUGGCACUUAGUGCUUCUAAUAUUUAAAUUCUCUGAGAUUUUUCUAUUCAAUGAAUGCAUCUUUGAGAGGAAUAUGCACCUAUAGUUGUAUUGUUGUAUUUGCUCAUUAGGUGGAGUGAAGUAAUUCAACUAUCCAGAUGAACUUUGUUCUUCAAUUUAAUGUUGAGUUGUGCUGCACCGUCUUCGUGCAUCGUCUUUUGUUUCUGUGCAACGACCUCACUCCUAAACAAGUUGGAGUUGGCUAUAUGAAUCCUCGUUUCUUCUUU
This is a messenger RNA of Solanum lycopersicum (tomato), 1611 nucleotides long. RefSeq lists its product as uncharacterized. Lineage: Eukaryota; Viridiplantae; Streptophyta; Magnoliopsida; Solanales; Solanaceae. Gene Ontology annotation, biological process: response to red or far red light; negative gravitropism. The record is from RefSeq and is a predicted model, not a curated record.